Molecule: messenger RNA, 705 nt
Organism: Symbiodinium sp. CCMP2456
Lineage: Eukaryota; Dinophyceae; Suessiales; Symbiodiniaceae
Source: the annotation of a GenBank genome assembly
GCCCAACACUCCAUCGACAUCAUUGGGCUCUACCAGCAUGCUCUCCACACGGAGGGAUCCAUGAGCGUUGCGUACUCUGAGUCCAGUAAGUAUCCGGAUGCUGAUGAACUGGCUGGGGUGAUUGAGGCUCACGGCAUCAUGCAGAUGGACUUGCUCGUCAGGCUCGUGUCUUGCCCUCGAUCAACUUUAGCCCGUGGAGACUUGGUGGCAGACACCUGGCAGUUAUUGCCAGCAUCCCGCUGCAUCCUGGAUGGCUCGGCAGGGUGGACCCCGCAUAGAGUCCUUACGGACAGCGCUUCGCGAGUGAUUCUCCUUUUUCCCAAAAAGGAGGUGACCGCCGAGCCGAGGGCUUGGCAGACGGCAUCUGUCCAAGGAGCAGCUUUCAGGAAAUACACCGCCUUCAUCAAGGCCUACAAGCACCUCAAGCUACAGGGCAAACAGGCUCGCAAGGCUCUACUCAAUCGAGAACUUGGGCUUGCAGCAGAGGCGGCGCAGCGCAAUGUUGAGGAGCAUCGCACCAUUGUGAGGCACUUUGAGAACCUUUUUCAGUCGAAUGUUGCUGAGCAAGACCUCUAUGACGCCCUCCGCAGCACCAAGUACGGCAAGGCCGUGCCGAGCACAUCAGUGAAGAAGAAGCAGCGAGCUGGAAAGAAAGUGCCCGGCAACGGCUGGUUCAACAAGAGAGGAGGCUCCCGGACGGGCUAG